Molecule: messenger RNA, 2514 nt
Organism: Panicum virgatum (switchgrass)
Lineage: Eukaryota; Viridiplantae; Streptophyta; Magnoliopsida; Poales; Poaceae
Product: wall-associated receptor kinase 5-like
Exons: 4
Coding region: 73-2202 (709 amino acids)
Biological process (GO): protein phosphorylation; cell surface receptor signaling pathway
Cellular component (GO): plasma membrane
Molecular function (GO): ATP binding; protein serine/threonine kinase activity; polysaccharide binding
Source: RefSeq, a predicted model, not a curated record
GUGUUAGCCGCUUGCCUACCGAUUAGAAUUAGAGGGUAGCUACCAAGAAACACAACCAGAAAGGCAGAAACCAUGGCACACGUGCUCUGGCUUCUUCUUCCUGCUGCCAGCAUUGUCAUAUCGCACCUGCUUCCAUUAGCUGCCCCCAGCAGUGCUGCCGACAGUAUGGUAGCGCCGCCGCCAUGGCCGGACUGCCCUCGCAAGUGCGGUGAGGUAGAUAUUCCCUACCCAUUUGGCAUCGGCAAAGACUGCUCCUGGCGGGGCAUGUUCAGCCUCACUUGCAACGACACCUUCAGCCCACCGAGACCCUACGACGGCAACAUCGAGGUCUUGGACAUCUCGUUGGAGGCCGGCGAGAUACGUCUCCUGACCCCGGUGUCGUACCAAUGCCCCUCUACCAAAGCAUCAACAACCCUCAGGUUCAGGAGGCAGCUGCUCAUCUCCACGGCGCGCAACGAGUUCACGGCUAUCGGGUGCAACACGCUGGCUUUCCUGAACAGCUCCAGAUACUACACAGGGUGCAUCACCUCCUGCGUCAGCCAGGAAGAAGCAGCUCAAGACGGCGACAAGUGCUCUGGGCUCGGCUGCUGCCAGAUGCCCAUCGCAGGCAACCUUAGUGUAAUACGGGUCCUGUGGGGCGCACAGAGGACCAGUAGUAGGGCAUGGAGCCCCUGUAGCUACGCCUUCGUCGCCGAGAAGAACUGGUACAAAUUCCAACGGGAGGACCUUGUUCGAAACAACAGCUUCCUUAAGAAGACUGGAAAUAGAGAUGUGACAGAAGUCCCUCUGGUGCUUGAUUGGGCCAUUAAUGGAUCCUGUCCUCCCCGGACUGAGAACGAUGCGUUGCUGGGGUUGGAGGAACCAACUGCUACUGCCUGUGUCAGCGCCAACAGCCACUGUGUUAAUGCUUCACAGGGCACCGGGUACUUAUGCAAUUGCACCAAGGGAUACAGUGGCAAUCCCUACGUCAAUGGCGGAUGCACAAAUGUUAAUGAGUGUGAGCUUCGAAAAUUAGAUCCUACGAAGUAUGAAAAAUUGUAUCCUUGUGGCUAUGGUAGCACGUGCUAUGACACUCCUGGUGAUUACAAGUGCAAAUGCAAUUUCGGCAGAAGAGGAGAUGGUAAAAGUGACAGAGGAUGUGAGCCCAUAUUUCCAGGAUAUGCAAUUGCCGUGGUAGCAACCUUUAGUGCCUCCGUCCUAUUAUGCUUCACGGUCAUGGAGCUUAAAAGACGAAAGCAGAAGAAAUUUUUUGAUAAAAAUGGUGGUGAAAUACUGAAGAGCAUGGGCAUUAAUAUCUUCACUGAGGAGCAGCUAAAGAAGAUCACAAACCGAUACAAUACACCAAUUGGAGAAGGCGCAUUCGGCAAGGUAUUCUUGGGGACUAUCGACAAUAGCCAACGGGUCGCAGUUAAGCGUGCAUCCAUGAAAGGCGAGGUGUUUCCUCAGGAGGAGUUUGUGAACGAGAUUACCUUCCAGUUCCGAAUCAGCCAUCCAAACGUGGUGCGCCUCCUUGGGUGCUGCCUUGAGACAGACAUUCCAAUGCUGGUAUUCGAGCUCGUCCCAAAGGGAAGUCUCUACAACAUGCUCCAUCGCAUGCAAGAUCAGCACACACUCUCCCUGGCAGAUCGCCUGGGCAUUGCCAUUGGCUCUGCGGAAGCUCUUGCCCACAUGCACUCACAUGGUGGUCACAACCAUGUCCAUGGGGACAUAAAGUCUGGCAAUAUCCUCCUCGAUGAAGAUCUCACGCCCAAGGUCUCUGACUUUGGGUCAUCCAAGCUCGUGUCCGUAGCCAGCAUGUACUCCAAGUGGUGCGUGUCAGGGGACAUGAGCUACAUAGACCCGGUAUACAUCAAGUCUGGUUGUUUCACAGAAAAGAGCGAUGUCUAUAGCUUUGGCGUGGUGCUCCUAGAGCUCAUCACAAGGAAGACGGCCAAGUACGGUGACAAAAGCCUCCCUUUAGACUUCGUCAAGUGCUGCAAAGAGGAGGGCAAUGGAAGGAUGUUGUAUGACGGGGACAUCAAGUACAACAAUGUUGCUCAAUCUCACUGUUACAUGGAGUACCUUGAUAGGAUUGGCAAGCUAGCGGUCCAUUGUCUCAUGGAAGAUGUUGACGAGAGACCAAGCAUGGCUGAGGUGGUGGAGGAGCUCAAGCAAGUGAAGUUGAAAGCCUGUGGAGAUAAAAGCACGCAGAUGAAAAAAUGAAAUAAAACUUCCUUUAUCUAACAAAAAGCAUGCGAUGCAAGAACUUAAGCUUUGCAUAUAUCCAGUAUCUAUUGUUGACAUAGGCGAGUAGCCUGCUGAAAUUACAUAUGCAUGAGGACAUGUGGUGUGUAUCUUGUAUAUAUUUUCUUAAUUGUGUUAGUUUGGUGGGACUUCUGAAGCUCCUUGCUUAAUAUAUAUUGUAAAAAUUCUGAGUUCUUGCUCUCUCAAAUAUGGUUGUGCCAAGAAAUAUUUGAAUAUGGAUUGUAUAGGCUUGUAGCUUGUUCAAUAACAUUAAUGCCAAUUUGUCUAUCA